UUAGAUUUUUGUUAAAGUCAGUUAAUAUGUGCUUGGUAUAAGCGCGUGGUUGGUGUACCAUGGCAAUUCAUUUAUGCAAUUUGUGUGAUGUAGGAUUAUAAGUAAACAAUUAUGGAUUAACAGCAUCUGAAGUUAGAAGUACAGAAUAUAUGGACAAGAGUAACUCUUUGAGAGUGUGCACAAGUUAACAGCCAUGUCGGACUAUAAGUCUAGGCUUGCAGACAAGGGUUUUUGCAACUGGAUAAAAGCAAAUCUUGCUAUAUCUGUGACCAAAGCCGGCUUACAGGAUGUCGUCUGUAACAAGCUUCAACGUAUUCACCAGGAUGUGUUAAAUGAUAUCCGAACGGAAGAUCAGAUACCUAGUAACAUAUCUUGUUCUGACUGCCUCACACAAAACAUUAUCCGUUGUUCCAGAAAAUAUCCUUGCAACCAGUUGGCAAAGGUGUGCCCAUUUCAUCAACAAAUACAGUUUCGAGGAUGUCCGAACGGACUUUGUGAUAAGGUCAGAGACAAAAUAAUACACGCGCAUGAAUACAACAAACCGUCAUGGAAAAAUACACGGGCUGAAGCGUGGUGUAACUCAUACUGGGAAUAUGCUAAAUGCUUUAUGCCCCCUGACGGGUACUCCGAUAAGACGUCGUUCUUUGAAACAGACUUAAAUGGAAUCAUCAGUAUAGUGACAAAUGAGUCCGCUUUUGCCAGUCAGAUCGACGAUAAAGAUGUAUGUAAACAAGCACGGAGUGUUGUCAAUGACGUUAGGCAUAAUUCCGAUCUUUCAGUCGGGAACCAACAGCUGGAAGAUAUAAUCACCUCUCUGAAGCAGUUCCUGUCCUGUUCAGAAGAAUUUAAGAAUGAUUCACUGGCAUCUGAAGCUGUGCUGAAAUUAGAAAAGCUGAAGACUGAUCCACUUUUAAAUGUCACAGAAGCAGAUGUUCAACUGUUGAUACAGAAUCAGUAUCAUCAACUUGUAAAAGAUUUGAAGACGGACAUGAUAGAGUUUUAUAAAGAUCAACAUGGAACAACAUCGAUAUCACCGGUGUUAGAAGAUAUAGACAGCCCCCUUCUGGGCCUUUACGUACCGCCGAUAAUACACAGGGUUCUCUCUGGCAAUACGAACGAAAAUGAUGAUCGAAAAACAACUCCCGUGGCAACGUUUAAUGACAUAUUUUUUGGUCGUGAUGGACGCUAUCGCGAGAUUUAUUUAUGCUCUGACGCGGGACUUGGUAAGACUGUAUACGGAAAACGACUUGCAUUGAUGUGGUGCCAAGCAAACGAAGCGGAUCAAAAUGAAUGUAAUUUUACCCAGGAGGAAAUAGAUGUAAUGAAGAGUUUUGGUUUUGUGUUUUUCAUUUCAUUGAAAGAGUCGGAUCAGAUACAUGGCGACGUUGAUGACAUGAUUGAAAAACAGAUAAUUCAACAUCUGGCAAGAGCGUUGAGCUAUAGGACUGAAUUUGUAGAAAGGGUCUUAACGAAUGAGACAUGUUUGAUAAUCUUGGAUGGUUUAGAUGAAUGGUCACAUGCAACAGAACACAUUCCGUAUAGAAAAUCAAGGCAAACAUGCACGUUCUUCACGGCAACGCGAACUUGGAAAUUUACCAUCGCCAAAAUCAGACAAAGUAAAAUAGAUCAACAACUUGAAAUGAUAGGAAUCGACGCUACCGGUCAAAAGAAAUUGAAGUCUAAUGUUUGGAAGACAGUUAUGGGUAAUGACGCGGAUAAUGAGUCAGAAAGUCAAUGGAAGGAUUUUGAUGCGGAGGUAGCAGACAGGAAUAUAGAAGAAUUUGAAUCCAGUCCAAUGCUGUUACUGUACCUGAUAUGUCUCUGGUUCGACAAAAAGCCACUUGGUGACUCUCGUUGUGGCCUGUACAGCAACAUUGUGGAAAUGUUGUUGCAUAAGCUUGUGAAAGAGCAACAUAUGUCAAAAUUAGCAGAGGUAGCUAAGGACAUACCGAAAAGUUUCAAAAGCAACGACUAUUGCCGUAAAUAUUUCCCAUUUAUCGAAGAAUUAGCCCGUCUUGCUUUUAUAACACUCUUUAACCGACAAAUGGGAAACAAAUACGUAUUUACAGAUUCAGUUGCGAAAGAAAACAUGUCUGGGGUGUGCUUAGAAUUUUGGUCAAAAACCGGUAUCUUAACACAAAUCAAAGGACGACCUAGGCUCACAGAACGUGACACAAAGGUGUCAUUUAUUCAUAAAACCUUUCAUGAGUUUUUCGCAGCGCUGCACAUUGCACUUGGAGAACCAGAAGAUGUCAUAUGCAUUGUACAAGACGUAUGUGGAGACCUAAAUUCGAUACUGCUGUUUGCAAAUACUUUUGAGUUUCUCUGUGGACUUAGCCAAACUACUAGUACGAAGAUAUUAAACAGUUUGGUGGCACUCCUGGCAAGAGAUAAUCUCACACAAAACCUACGAAACAACACAUACUCUUUUCUUGACUACUGGGAAAUAUGCGAUUUAAAAAAGGACUUCCAGAAUAUGAUGGUUGCAUGUGUGAAUGAAUCUAAAGACAGUGGCCACACUCCUGAUUAUCUUUUAGAAGAUAUUUUCCUGAAUUCUGAUGAAGAAACAGAGAAACGUUAUGUGUCUGCUUUGUGUGCUUUGACUGAACACAAGAAUAUAAAAUGGAUCAAGUAUGGGCGAUCUCUUGCCCCUGAAAAAGUACAUGACUUGCUAAACAUUCUAAAUAUACCAUGCAUGAAGUCGCUACAGAAACUUGAACUCUGGGGUCAUCCAGGUGCGGAAGAUGUGGGGGUCAUUCUAGGGGCAUCCCUGAAUACAUUGACAUGCCUGCUUAUUCACGGCUGUGAAAUAAGAGAUGGUAAAGCAUAUGACAAACACAUUGAGUUGACAGAAGCAAGUGUUUAUAACCUGCAGAACUUUGUCAGUCUAGACUGCAUAGACCUAUACUGCAUCACGCUCAGACACGAACUUAUAGAAAAGCUAUUUGUGUGGUUGGAAAAGAAUAAAUCUUUCAGACAAAUUAAGAUUGCACGUGUGCAAUGCUCAGAUCACCACAGCAAUAACUGUCAGUAUAGCGAUUUUAUAUUUGAUAUCUCGGAACACAGGAACCUUAAGGUCGUUGGACUGGGGAAUAUGUGCGUUUCUAAGGUCAAGGUGAACUCGUUAUCGUUAGAAGAAUUCUGGGCGGAAUGCAAUGACACCAUUGUCACAUCUUUCUUGACCAGUUAUGUUCCCUCGGCCUCAAAGCUUCAUACAUUUGUCGUCGAGUUCAUUGAUUCGAUAGCAACUGUCGAACAUAUUUUGAACACGCUGCCAUAUUUGGACAAUCUAUGUCACCUCCAGUUGAAAGGGAUGGACAUUCAACAAAGAGAAUUAAAAUUAACAAGUCGGCACACUGUAAAACAUGUACGAUUGAUAGAAAUAAAGAUGGAAAGCCGAGCACUGCAAAAACUUAUUGAAGAAUUCGGGACAUAUAGUCAUUCCGUCUCUGUGGAAAUAGCCUCUUGUGUUGUUAGGCCAAACAGUGAUAAUGGAGGAGUCAGUUUUGAAAAACUGAGAGACAUGAUUCUUGUUUCUGAAACAAAAUUUACUGUAAUUGCAAACGCGAGGUGUUGCGGACAUGAUAAUGCUUUUGCAUUUAGAACAAUUUCCGCUGACAUGACCACCUCAUAAAUGAUAUCUGUGAAAUAUUAAAGUGGCGAUGAUUAAGCAUUGAUGUGUGACAGUUUGUGAUUCAUUAACAUAAAAUUUUCAUUGAAACCAUCUUAAUUGUUUUAACUUACUAUGAAGAGAAGAGCGUGAGAACUAUAUCCAGUCCAUGACUAAAUUACCUCAGAAAAUCGUUGAAACUGGAGAGGUUAUAACGAAAUGCGUUUGACUACCCUAGAUAUAGCACGUAUGGUAAACUUCCUUAUUACUCCGUGCUUUUAAAACUUGCGUUGACAGAAAGGUUUGGUAUGUCAACUUAAAUCCUGUUUAUGUUAGGAACCUGUAAACGAAGACAUUAUGUCAAAAAUUCUAGGUUUGUGUUCGCAUUGAAAAGCUGCUGGAAUACAAGUACUUAAUUUACACUAAAGGAAUACUCUCUCAAAAUUUCAUACAGUUUAUAUAAAGCUUAUACUUAAAAAGAGCUGUCACUAAUAGAGACAAAUGCCCCCGAAAUGUGCCCAAGAAUGCUAUAGUUGUCUGUGCAAAAUAUGCCGAAACUGUUUAGGUAUGAAUCAUUUUGUGACCAGACAAAAACAAUUUUCUCCAAAGGUAACCUUAACCUUGGAGCUAUGGGUCUGGGUCAUGCACAUGACACAUCAACUCAUUACCGGGAACAUUUGUGCCAAGUAAUUUUAAAAUCCUUUGAUAAAUGACAGAGUUAUUGACCGGACAAGAAACAGACCCUGUUAACCUUUGACUUCUUAGUGUGACAUUGACCUUGGAGCUAGGGGUCUGGGUCUUGCGCAUGACAAGUCAGGUCAAUAUAAGGAACAUUUUUGCCAAGUAAUUUUUAAAUCACUUCAUCGAUGGCAGAGUUACGGACUGGACAAGAAAAUGGCCACGAUAACCUUAAACCUUUAAGUAUGACCUUGACCUUAGAGCUAUGGGGUCUGCAUCUUGCGCACGACACGUCGUCCAUUAUGCCAAGUAAUUUCAAAAUUCUCUUGAUGAAUGGCAGAGUUAUGAACCGGACACGAAACAGACCCUGUUAACCUUUGACAAGUGUGACCUUUCAAGUGUGACUUUGACUUUGGAGCUAGGGGUCUUGGUCUUGCGCAUGAAAUGUCGUCCCAUUAUGGUGAACAUUUAUGCCAAGUAAUUUCAAAAUACCUAUAUGGAUGGCUGAGUUACAGCCCGGACAAGAAUUUACACAGACGGACGCACGGACGGACGGACGAACAGUGCACUUUUUAAUAUGUCCACCUUCGAGGCAUAACAAGUACUCAGUCUGACUAAAGUACAUCUCCUAUUACGUUUAGGAUCUGAAGACGUGCUAUUGAUAGCGACCCUUCCGCUAGCCAAUCAGAGCCUUACCACAUUCCAGUAAUGUUGUUUUAUUGUUUCGUUAUUUUAUUAGAAAAUAGUGUAGGAAUUUUUAGUUAUCAACUUAUUAAAUACUCUUAUAAAAUAGUAUAGUUCCAUACUUCUCAAUCAUUGAGAUUUUUUCCAUAACGGCGCUUUAAAAUACGUUACCACUGUUUUUUGUUGUAUUUAGAAAUUGAAGUUUGUCCGGACCAUAACUUUGACAUGCAUGAACCAAAUUAGUUUAUAUUUGGCAUGAAUUUUAACUCAUUUAGAAAGAGUGCCAUGCGCAGACUCCAUGUUCCUAUCUCAAAGGUCGUUGUCACAGUAGGAGGUCAAAGGUCAUAUUGAAGCUUGUCCGGAGCAUUUCUUCUUCAUGCAUGAUAGGAUUUUGAUGUAACUUGGCAUGAAUGUUCACCUUUACGAGUUGGAGUGUCUUGCGCAAAAACAAGGUCCCUAGGUCUAAGGUCAAGGUCACACUUAGAGGCCAAAGGCCGGAUACGAUAAUGACAUUGUAUGGAGCAUGUCUUCUUCAUGCAUAAGGGGAUUUUGAUGUAACUUGGAACAUAUGUUCAACACCAUGAGGCAACCUUGAUUUUAGAAUAUCUUUCCUUUGUUGUUACUAUAAAUAGCUUAUAUUGUAACUUUUUUAUUACUGGCCGUCUGGAAAAAUUUAGACCAUUUUUCUGUAGUACAACAUGCAUGUUACAUCCAAUUUUUAGGUGUAUUUUGACAUAUAUCUACCUGGUAAGGAGUUUUGUGUGGACUUAUAUUAUAUAGAUUUUUUUUUGUAAUUGGUCAAAAAAUUCCAUAUGCAAAUACAGGUGCUAGUGUAAAUCAGUUCUGACAAUGUUACUUAGCUAUACAGCUGGCGGGCUCGACAUUCUGCCCUUGGGCAUGCAGAAUGUAUUUCUAGUUUCUUUACUUCUGUCAAUCAAGGUAUCAUCUGAAACAUCAUUACACAUUCAUUGUUCCUUUUUCAUUUUGAAUUAAUGCAUCUGUCAGUUUAAUUAUACUUAUAACAAUUUCUUAUCUUUUAUUUGAUGCUUUCAAUAUUGUUCAAAAUAAUUACAUUUUACAUUGAUUAUGUAUUUUACGUAUAUAUUCUGUAUAUAUUAAUUAUGAACACAUCCCUACAAACAUCCAUACACUGAUACUAGGUUACAAUUUGGGGCUGCAUUUCAUGGAAAAUGUGUUUUUAAUCGAUAUUUAUCUUUGUUUUGUGUGACGACUGUGAAGUGUAUCUAUGCAGUCAUUUACAGAAGGUGUACUGGCUAGUGUGUAAUGGACUUUUCAUGUUCUCAUUCGUGGAUCACGGAAUCGUAGACCGAUUCAUCAGAGACGUUGAUCGUAAAAAACAUUACAGACCGAUGCCACCAUUUCGGUUCAACGAAACGCCUAGACGAAAUGCAACAUGUUUCAGGGACAUUUAGCAGCAAUUGACACGCGUAACUGAACUGAUGUUGAUAUAAAGUAAAAUUGAAUCAAACUUGAACA
Molecule: messenger RNA, 6469 nt
Organism: Mercenaria mercenaria
Lineage: Eukaryota; Metazoa; Mollusca; Bivalvia; Venerida; Veneridae
Exons: 5
Coding region: 194-3634 (1146 amino acids)
Source: RefSeq, a predicted model, not a curated record